AUCAGUAAUGCCUCAUGUCCAACUCAUGCGCCGCAGCCCUGCUUCUUGGUCAACCGUCGGCGACAAUGCAGGCUCCACGCAAACGCGUCCACCCGCCGUCCAUACACGCCUCUCCCUAUGGGGCCAAGAAACCUGCGCCUUCCGCUGACAUACAGCUCGCAAAACGGGUUUCCCAACUCUCUUGAGAGACUCAUGGCCAUCGCCCUUCAUCCCGCCACUGCGCCUAUCCCUUAAUGAGCGUCCUAGCAUCAUGUCUACCACUGUUGACCUGACGCCUUUGCGGCGGCUGUCGCACAUUGAGCACUUCUCGUCCACGCGUCACCACAUUGGCAUAUACCGCUGCGUCACCGUGACCUGCAGGUAUCAAGCCGCAUCGUCGUUAGCUGCACAAGCUCAAUUGGACACGGCCAAGCUGUACCCGGCUCUUGCAGCCGUCGUCGCCGCCCAGCCCAUGCUCCGCGUCGGUAUUCUGGGCCAGGACAGCAACGAGGCUCAUUUCUCUCAUGUGAAAGAAGUCGACCUGCGCAACCAUGUCUCCUUCAAAUCCCUCGAGUGCGAGUCGACGGAAACAUAUGAGGCCCUUGUUGCUGAGCAGCAGGGAUGGCACCACGAUCAAUUGUGGCCAGAGCUUGAGACGCGGCCACCGUGGCGCCUCGCAGUCCUUCAACCCGGUCCCAACAUGGACCGAGAAACUCAGCUUGCCGACAUUGUUUUUGCGUUCCACCACUCUCUCAUGGAUGGAACCAGCGGCAGACGAUUCCAUGAGCUGCUCUUGUCUGCCCUGAACGACCCACCCCAACCGGCUUGCAGCUCCCCUGACGCGCCGCAUCUGCUCUCCUUUCCAGACGCUCCCAAGCUGCCAGAGGCGCAAGAGGAUGCGAUUCCUUUCAGAAAUAGCAUUUCAUACGUGGCAAAGACCCUUUGGAGCGAGCUUGGCCCCGACAUCCUGAAGCCGCGCAAGGUCGUCCCGUGGCAUGGCAAAGCUAUCGACUUUGCCAUUCCAUACAAAACUCGCGUCCGUCCCGUCGAUAUCCCGCACGAGGUGGUUGUCAGCCUACUACAAGCUUGCCGGGAACAUUCAGCGACCCUUACUGGCUUGUUUCACGCGCUCACGCUCGUUUCGUACGCACGUCAGCUCCCGCCGGAUGAGGCCAAGUCGUUUGCAGCCAGCACGCCCAUCAACCUGCGUCCAUGGUUUGGGCCCAAGGCCGAUCCACAGUGCAAGGACCAUCUACGGUGCCUCAUCACCAGCUUUUCUCACGACUAUCCUGCUGAGGCAGUCGCCGCCAUCCGUCGACCGGAAGCAGACCUGGACGCACUCAUUUGGCAACAUGCAAAACGGAUCAAGAUGGAGCUCGUCGAAAGAUUGGCCACAUUGCCCAAAGACGACAUCAAUGGCCUCCUGAAAUAUGUGGGCGACUGGUUCGACUUUUGGGAGAAGAAGAAGGGCAAGACUCGGACCGAGUCUUGGGAGGUGAGCAACAUUGGCGUCUUACCGCGACCGCCAGCUGGUGCAUCCUGGUCCAUCACGCGCCUGCUCUUCAGCAACGGCUCCAUGGUCGCCGGUCCGGCGCUGGGCGUAAACAUUGCGAGCGCCGAGAACGGCAUCUUGACGGCCGGGAUCUCGUGGCAGGACACCGUGGUUCCCGACGAGCUGGUCGAUAGCCUCGAACGAGAUCUUAAAACGUACACACAGCGCCUGCACGACGCCGGCAAAUUCGGGGCUCCCUAGCGAUUACUCACUAAUAGAAUGAAACUAAUAGGUCCUGAUAGAGAACCAAAUUAUCAGCCGGGAAGGCCAUCGUACAUCGGCCGUAAUGUAAUCCUAAGUCCAUGGCAAGGACCUCGCUAUAGGAAAAAUACGAAAUCCGGCUUCGUGGCCAAGAAUCCGUUGUCCGGCGUAGCGCGGCUCCAAAUUUACGCUACUUCAUGGGACAUGGUAAGCCCGCUGCCGGGCCAAGUACCGAGCAUCGAUGCGGUGUGAGCCGGCUU
Messenger RNA from Purpureocillium takamizusanense, 1992 nucleotides. Its product is annotated as Alcohol acetyltransferase. The coding region runs from base 251 to 1732 and encodes 493 amino acids. NCBI's taxonomy places the organism in Eukaryota, Fungi, Ascomycota, Sordariomycetes, Hypocreales, Ophiocordycipitaceae. The record is from RefSeq and is a predicted model, not a curated record. Gene Ontology annotation, molecular function: N-acetyltransferase activity. The transcript is spliced from 3 exons.